CUGGGGUUGCGCGCUCAUCUCACAUUAUUGGCCGAGGGAGCCGGCAUAUAGCUUCCAGGUCAUGUGGCCAGCAUGACAAAGCCGCUUCUGGCAAACCAGAGCAGCACAUGGAAACGCCGUUUACCUUCCCUAUUUAUCUACUUGCAUUUUGAUGUGCUUUCGAACGGCUAGGUUGGCAGGAGCUGGGACCAAGCAACGGGAGCUCACCCCGUCACAGGGAUUCGAACCGCCAACCUUCUGAUCAACAAGCCCUAGGCUCAGUGGUUUAUCCCAACACAGCUAGCUACCUGUAAUAAAGAUUUAUUUUAUCUUAUCUUAUCUUAUCUUAUCAUAUCUUAUCUUAUCUUAUCACGCCCCUAUCCAAGCUGGUAUCCGUCUGUCUCAGGAGAUAACCAAGCAGUGUCAAGGCCCAUUCAGAGCACCUUAUUUCCCUUGAAGAAUUCUGGGCACUGCAGUUACAAUUCCUAGCAACCAUUUAGAAACUAGCCAGCACCGGUGGGAGUUGUCGCUGGCACCCAUCUGUCUCGGGGAGAAAAUAGAGGAGUGCGCCUUUGGGGUUGAGGUCAAACUGCUGGAAGGUUGCAGCACCUGCUAUGGCUGUUGACACUGAUACAGGAGAGACAUGUUUCGUUGCAGUUGGGGCAGAAGAAGGCAUUUGUUUGUGCUGCUGAAGAUGCACCAUGGCGUUUUGACUCACUGCGCUUCUCCCAGCGGUCAUUCCUCCUCUGCUCACGGCUAUGGAUAUGCAACCUGACUGUCUGUCUCCAGGCACUGCGGUCAUCUGCAAAAGAUUCCCACAUGGUGGGGUUGAUGCUGCCAGUGUUCAUGUCAUGUUUGCAGACAUAGCACAGAGUUGAAGCCAGCUCCCUGUGGAGCACACCCUACUAGCAUUCAAAAGAUUAGUGAGACAGGACUCCCCUUUGCAGAAGCCAUGCUGAUUCUUCUCCAGCAAAUUCUUCAUUUUCUUCUAUAUGCUUGGUGAUCUUAUUCUUCUUAACGCUUUCCACCAAUUUACAAAUGUAAUGCACCUUCAGCUAACUGGAUUCCCCCCCGCAUGAUCACUUUCUAGUCCUCCGGGGCAGAGGUCAGCCUUAGGACAGGUUACAUAUUUUGCUAGCAAUUUGGCAUUUGAUUUCUUUGACAAAUUGGAUAGAACAGGAUACAGCCUUGACCUGGUGCUUUGUUCCCUUUUUAAAUUGUAAUUGCGGCCUAGAAUUUCAUCUCCUGCCACCAGUAUUUGCCUCGUUCUUCAGACCCCCUUCUUUGAAAAGUCAGUUCGGGCACAGGGAUCUCGUCCACAUUUUCUGCCAUGAAGACAAAAGGCAAAGGAUCCUGCUUUUCUGCCAUCUCCUCCUCUUCCUUUUUAGCACACAUUUAAGUCUCCUGUCAUCCUAACAGUCAAGCUGUUUCCCUGCUUCUGAGGCAUUUAAAGACUUUUGAACAUGUUGGAGUUAACAUUUUAAUGAUGUGUCCCUCGAUUGUUUUUAUUUUCCACACCCUUUACAGUCUGCUAACAUUUCUUCGGCCAGACUUUUAGGUUCCUAUUUGUCCUAAUUUCAGCAAGUCUUCCAUUUUCUGAAGGAAGCCUUGUUGCUUCUCGUACUCGUAGCUUCUUUGACUCUUGCUAGUUGACCAUGUCAACAUCUUUCCCUUGUAGUAAACUUCUGGUAUAUAUCCUAGCUCUGCUUCUAUUAUUAUAGUUUUGAAUAACCCCUAAGCAUUCCGGAGAGAUUUCACCCUCUUGGUGAAUGCUCCUUUUUUCUUCCUUUUUCUUUACCGAUUCCCUUCUUUUGCAGGAAAGUUUCCAAAGUCCAGUGUCUUUCUGCAAGAAGUGCCACUUGGUUUUCCUAAAACCAGUCUUUUAUCCAAGAGGGGAAUGCAGCUGAGUCUAGGGUGACCCAUGGCACAAAAGGAGAUUUCAGUUGUGUUUGCAGAACCAGCUCUGGACGUUUUCAGGCGAAUUUUGUGCCUGAAAAAUAGGGCAAUUCUCUCUCUCUCUCUGUGUGUGUGUGUGUCUGUUUGUCCUUGGUCAAGUCAUGAGUUCUUUGCAGAAAACCUUGCAUGUCUAGACGUAUAAAGGUUAAAUUCAGGACAUGGUGGGGACGUAUGGGGAGGCGGGGACAAAUAUUUUCAUACCCCUGGCCCUUUAAAUUGCAGACUCCACCUCCCCAAUAUUAACAUUGUCUAAAAAGCAUUUUGGGUGUCUGCUGCACAUCACUUAAGAGAGUUGCGCCUGUGUAGCAUUGACCACAGACCAUGUUUUCAUCAUUCUCAAUUCCGUCCUAUCCCCCUACCUUGACUGGGGGUCAGUAUUUUGACAGGUUUAAAGACUAUCUCAAUCUUUCGAAGGUCAUCCUGGAGAUCAUCGAGGAUCGGAAGAGAGGGCAGGCUGGUUUCCCGGUCUGGGGCCCCCUUGACUGCAAUGAUGUGCCCCCGGGACCCCUUGAAGACCACUUGGGGUUCCUGGCUCAGUGGGCCACCAGCAGCGGGAGCAGCAGCUCCGAGGGUGGGGCGAAUGGCGAGGCGUCGCAGACCCCCCAGCAAGCCACCAAAGGGAUGCUUUGCAACUUCUGCAAACAUAACGGCGAGUCCAAAAACGUCUACACCUCCCACCCGCUGAAACGGCCCGACGGGGUGGUGGCCUGCCCCAUCCUACGCAACUACACCUGCCCGCUCUGCGGCGCGACAGCCGGCAAGGCCCACACUCUUAAAUACUGCCCGCUCAACCAGGAGAAGCAAUCGCUGUAUCGCAAGUGUGGACGCAACUCUGCCGGGCGCAAGGUCAAGAGAUAAAGCCCAGGAAUGAAGAACCACCAACCCACAAGUACUGUAAUCAAGAACCAGAGAUAAGACAGAACACAUCGCCAGGCAACAUUUUUGACACCGGCAACACCUAAAAAGCCAACUUCGUUUGCCCCUACCCAACCUCCUCUUUCAAAAUAUAUUUAAAUUAAGACAUUUAUUUUGUAUUAUUUGCUUGGAAGGUGAUGAAUGCUGCAACAAGUAAUCUUUUUAAAAAGACAUUGGGACAUGCGUGAUAUCAUGAAAAUGCACCUUGCUUCAGUUUGAUGAAUGGAAAUCAGCCUAGUUUGUUUCCCAACAUCUGUGAGUUUAUAACACUUUUGUUUCUUGCUUUUUUAAAAUGUCUGCAAUUGUCUUAAAUUUUUUCAGGGCCACUUGUUGCCUGGAUGGAAGCAGCUAUUUCCCCCUCAAAGAAUUCUAAAACAAAUCCCAAAGUUGCCAUUUUGUUUCUUAUAUCAUGUGUGUUUUGUAUAUAUGAGAAAAGUUUAUAUGUUUUAAAAAGAAAUAUUUUUAUAUAUAUUUUAAAAAGAAAAGUAUUUAUAUCUAUAUUGGUUCUUAUCUAAACUCUUGGGGUGGUGGUGUUUGCAAUUCAGAAGUUUUUUGGUAUUAUGGAUGUUUUGUUCCGGUGACGUCUGAGAUUGUUCAAGUUUAAUAAACAAGUUUUUUAUUGUUCUUGCAUCAAAUCAUUGCCUUUCUCAGUUUUGUUCUUGCAUCAAACUGUUGAAUUUUCUUCAAGCGGUUCCCUGCAAGAGUUCAGGCAACAACAGCCUGAUUGUAACGUGGAGAGUUUACAGUACUUGGAAGUAGGUCCUGCUUAGGCCAAUGGGGCAUAUUGCCUUGUAAAUACCUCUAGGACUGUGCAUAAAUCUUGUGCACAAACAUGGAAUCAAACUGGCUUAGAUAGCAGGACUUUUUGGGAAGAUCACCUGUUGA
This is a messenger RNA of Zootoca vivipara (common lizard), 3735 nucleotides long. Lineage: Eukaryota; Metazoa; Chordata; Lepidosauria; Squamata; Lacertidae. The record is from RefSeq and is a predicted model, not a curated record.